AUUAAUUAGUUAAAGUAAUUAGUCUUUCCCUUCAAUCUCUCUCUCUCUCUCCCCCUCUCUAGAAUCUUCUUUGAUCCUCACAAAAUAGACACAUUCAUUUGUUCUCCUGCGACUGCCCGUCUCUCCAAUAAGCUUCUCUCUUUCGUUAUUCUCCAAAAUUUGAGUCAAGCUUUUUGAGUAAUGGAGGACGCUCAAGAGCAGCAAAGUCAACGGAUCGGCCAAGAUGAUGAAAAUGAAAUAGUUACUGAAAAUGCUUCUUUUGUGCAUGGUGAUCCUCCUCAAGAUGGUGAUGGUCCGCCAAAAGUUGAUUCUGAGGUGGAAAUCCUUCACGAGAAAAUCACAAAACAAAUCAUUAAGGAAGGACAUGGUCAGAAGCCAUCCAAAUAUUCAACAUGCUUCUUACACUACAGAGCAUGGACUGAAAGCACCCAACAUAAGUUUGAGGAUACAUGGCAUGAACAACGACCGGUUGAAAUGGUUAUAGGAAAAGAGAAGAAAGAAAUGGCGGGUUUAGCUAUUGGUGUGUUCAAUAUGAAGGCUGGUGAACGUGCCCUCCUACAUGUUGGCUGGGAAUUAGGUUAUGGAAAAGAAGGAAACUUUUCUUUCCCAAAUGUGCCUCCUAUGGCGGAUAUAAUAUAUGAAGUCGAGCUUAUUGGUUUUGAUGAAACCAAAGAAGGGAAAGCUCGUGGUGACAUGACUGUAGAAGAAAGGAUUGGAGCUGCAGAUCGAAGAAAAAUGGAUGGCAAUGCUUUCUAUAAAGAGGAGAAACUUGAAGAGGCCAUGCAACAAUAUGAAAUGGCCAUAGCAUAUUUGGGUGAUGACUUCAUGUUCCAACUGUUUGGCAAAUAUCGGGACAUGGCAUUGGCAGUUAAAAAUCCUUGCCAUCUUAACAUGGCGGCAUGUCUAAUAAAGCUUAAGCGCUAUGAAGAAGCCAUUGGGCAAUGCAGUAUCGUAUUAUCAGAGGAUGAAAACAAUGUCAAAGCAAUGUUUAGAAGAGGAAAGGCAAGAGCAGAACUAGGGCAAACAGAAGCUGCCAGAGAAGAUUUUCUUAAGGCAAGGAAAUAUGCACCUGAAGACAAGGCAAUCGCGAGGGAGUUGCGUGUACUAGCUGAACAUGACAAGGCUGUAUAUCAAAAACAAAAGGAGAUAUACAAAGGAAUUUUUGGACCCCCACCAGAGCCAAAACCAAGGCGAAAAAAUUUUGUGAUCCUUAUUUGGCAAUGGCUACUGUCAAUAAUCUACCGCCUUUUUAAGCGGGAAAGGCACAAAUCCGAUUAGUUGAAGAAGAAAUGAUAAUAAUGAGGCGGCGGUAUGCUAAAAGGUUACUGAUUACUUGGAUGCUGAAGGUGUCUUUAACCCUAUUUUUCAUGUGCCAUUGAGUUUAUCCUCCUCUGUACCUGAAUAUGUAUGAACUUUCAAGGUUGUAAACAGAUGCGUCUAAUUGUUAGUUUUGAAUAUAAACUGAUUUGUUUGUGAAUUAAUCAUCAAGAAGAGCUUAUAUGCUUCAUUCUUC
This is a messenger RNA of Jatropha curcas, 1513 nucleotides long. It is a transcript of the gene TWD1, whose product is annotated as FKBP-type peptidyl-prolyl cis-trans isomerase family protein. The record is from RefSeq and is a predicted model, not a curated record. NCBI's taxonomy places the organism in Eukaryota, Viridiplantae, Streptophyta, Magnoliopsida, Malpighiales, Euphorbiaceae. Gene Ontology annotation, molecular function: protein binding; peptidyl-prolyl cis-trans isomerase activity.